Molecule: messenger RNA, 1205 nt
Organism: Neodiprion virginianus
Lineage: Eukaryota; Metazoa; Arthropoda; Insecta; Hymenoptera; Diprionidae
Product: 18S rRNA aminocarboxypropyltransferase
Exons: 5
Coding region: 169-1038 (289 amino acids)
Biological process (GO): maturation of SSU-rRNA
Molecular function (GO): rRNA small subunit aminocarboxypropyltransferase activity
Source: RefSeq, a predicted model, not a curated record
CGUCGUCGAGUUCGUGAGUAGCUCUACCUCCGUUCUAGGGAGUUUUUAGCGCUGCCAGCUAAUUUCGAAAUGUACCUACAGGAUAUGUAGCACAGCCAAAACAAAACCGUGUCGCGAUAUGUCACCGUACUCACAGCUGACGAUUACUGAAGACGCAACUAAUCAUUUAUGGCUUGCGCAACUACUACACCCUGUGCUGAGGAUAUAGAUAUAAGUAUCUUCAGUCCACGGAAUAACCGUGUCUGUAUUAACCGUAAAAUGUCGUCACGGAGCAAGAAAUAUAAAGGGAAAAUCGUAGACCGCCGAAAACGACGUUCGGUUGGAAAAGAGGAGAAAUAUCGUCAAGAAGGCGACAGAUCGGAUCCGUCGGACUCUGAAGAUGCUGGAGCUGAAGAGGCUUUCAGAGUUUCAUUCCCGGUGGCGAUGUGGGAUCUCGAACAUUGCGACCCGAAGAAAUGUUCCGGCCGAAAACUCUCCAGGCACGGUCUCGUAGAAACUUUGAGAUUAGGAACCAGAUUUCCUGGUUUGGUUGUGACCCCAGUUGGUGAGAAGUGUGUAAGCCCGUUGGAUAAACAUAUUGUUGGUGAACACGGAUGUGCAGUCGUUGACUGCAGCUGGGCAAGAUUAGAUGAUACACCAUUUGCAAGAAUGCGAACUCCAUAUCCUCGGCUGCUGCCUUUUCUGGUCGCAGCUAAUCCCAUAAAUUAUGGAAAGCCAUGUCAACUAAGCUGUGUCGAAGCAAUUGCAGCGACAUUAAUUAUAACUGGAUUUCCCGAGGAAGCUGCUUACUAUCUUGGGAAAUUUUCCUGGGGUCAUUCUUUCAUGGAACUAAACUCGGAGCUAUUAGAAAAAUAUGCGCUUUGCGUGGACAGUGAAGAAGUUAUAAGGGUUCAAAAUAAAUUCCUGGCCGAUGCUAGGACAGAGAAAUCUCAAAGGAGUUCUGAACCAGAUCUCCCACAUUAUGAUAGUGAAUCCGAAGAGGAGACGGAAACUCCUAAAUCGGUUGCAGAGCCAAUUUUAGUUGCAGAAGGAAAAUAAUAGGUAUUAAAGGGUUGCCACGUGAUCUGAAAGCGGAAUAAACCGGAACACGUUAGUAAAUUCCAUUGUUCAAACUGAGAAUUUGCGAUUUUUUUUCAACAAAUGAAUACCAUGUUGCAUAUUAUUCCAAGUUAGGUCAGCCAAGUAAUUACACUUUUUAUUCAUUA